AUGUCUUCUCCCCGGCAGGUCUAUCUGCUACCUCUCAAGGAUGAUGGCUCUCCAGACGUUCCGGGAGGCUACAUCUAUCUCCCCGCACCCUCCGACCCGUCCUACCUUCUCCGCUUCGUGAUCGAGGGGACAAGCUCGAUUUGCAGGGAAGGUCAAUUGUGGGUAAACAUCCCAGAAGAUGGUCACCCAUUUGAUCGGUCUGCUUUCCGCAGCUUCAGACUCUCUCCGGACUUCAACAAGAAUAUUCAAAUCGACGUUCCCAUCACCUCUCCCGGUUCUUUUGCCUUCUACGUGACCUUCUCUCCGCUUCCUGAGUUCUCGGUUUCUCAGACUGCAACUCCGGAGCCGACAAGAACCCCAACUUACUACAUUGACGUCUCGCCAAAACUGACCCUCCGCGGUCGCGAUCUGCCACUCAAUGCUCUUUCCAUUUACUCGGUCAUCUCCAAGUUCUUGGGGAAAUAUCCUACAGAUUGGGAUAAGCAUCUUAACGGUAUUAGCCAGCGCAACUACAACAUGAUCCAUUUUACGCCUCUGAUGAAACGCGGAGACUCCAACUCGCCGUACAGUAUAUUUGACCAGUUACAGUUUGAUGAUGCUGUGUUUCCCAACGGGGAGGCAGACGUCGCUAACCUGGUCACGAAGAUGGAAGAGAAGCACGGUCUCUUAUCCCUGACGGAUGUUGUAUGGAAUCACACCGCCAACAAUAGCAAAUGGCUUGAGGAACAUCCAGAAGCUGGCUACAGCGUUCAGACUGCACCAUGGCUGGAAUCUGCCUUGGAGCUGGACAAUGCCUUGUUGAAGUUCGGAGAAAAUCUUGCUUCUCUCGGGUUGCCGACUGACUUCAAGUCAGUGGACGAUCUUGUCGCCGUCAUGAAUGCAGUUCGUGAGCAUGUCAUCCACAAACUCAAGUUAUGGGAGUUUUACGUCGUCAACGUUGCUGCGGAUACACAGAAGGUCAUUCAGCAAUGGCAAACUUCCAAGAGCAUCGACAUAACGAGCGAUGAGUGGUCGCAUCACAAGCUGAAGGAUUUCGGCAGUUGGACUCUGGAAGAACAAGCGAUCUUCGUCCGUGAAAAAGCUAUUCCGACAUCCAAGAAACUUCUUGGCCGGUACAGCAGAGCGAUUGAGCCGAAGUUUGGAGCAGCGAUACUGACUGCACUGCUCGGUCCCUCGGAUGCUGCGAAUUCUGAUACCACUGCGGCCGAGAAAGCUAUCUCAAAACUCCUCGAUGAGGUAAAUCUGCCUUUCUACAAGGAAUACGAUGCGGAUAUUGCGGAGAUCAUGAAUCAGCUCUUCAAUCGGAUCAAAUACCUUCGGAUCGACAGUCAUGGACCUAAGCUUGGCCCAGUCACGGAGCGAAGUCCACUUAUCGAGACGUACUUUACGAGGCUGCCGUCGAAUGAUACCACUAAGAAGCACGAUAGCAGGGCUCUGGCUCUGGUCAAUAACGGCUGGAUUUGGAACGCUGACGCGCUGCGGGACAAUGCUGGGCCUUUUUCCAAAUCGUAUCUCCGUCGAGAGGUCAUUGUUUGGGGUGACUGUGUGAAAUUGAGAUAUGGAUCCUCUCCUGAAGAUAAUCCCUUCCUCUGGGAAUUCAUGACUAAAUAUACCCGACUCAUGGCUAAAUAUUUCUCGGGUUUCCGCAUUGAUAAUUGUCAUUCUACGCCGUUGGUAGUGGCAGAAUAUCUUCUGGAUGAGGCACGAAAAGUUCGGCCCAACCUCACAGUGUUUGCAGAACUAUUUACUGGCUCAGAAGAGGCGGAUUACAUCUUCGUCAAGCGACUUGGUAUCAACGCUCUCAUUCGCGAGGCAAUGCAAGCCUGGAGCACCGGAGAGCUUAGCCGACUUGUGCACCGCCAUGGAGGCCGUCCAAUUGGAAGCUUUGGGGUUGAUGUUCCUGCGUCCGGAAGUAGUCAUGCUAUAGCUUCAUCCGGGAUCGACAGUGGGAAGGAGAAGGUCUCUCACAUUCGCCCCAAUCCUGUGCAAGCUCUUUUCAUGGAUUGUACUCAUGACAACGAAAUGCCGGCCCAGAAGAGGACAGCGAUAGACACGCUUCCCAAUGCAGCUCUAGUAGCUAUGUGCGCCUCGGCCAUCGGAAGCGUCAUCGGAUACGAUGAAAUCUACCCCAAGCUUGUCGACCUUGUUCAUGAGACUCGUCUGUACUCAUCAAAGUUCUCGGAGUCCUCCAAGGUUGAUUUGAACUCGCUCGAAGGAGGUAUUGGUGGCAUCAAGAAACUCCUCAACGAACUACAUACUGUCAUGGGCUCAGAGGGAUAUGACGAGACUCACAUUCAUCACGAUGGAGAGUACAUCACGGUUCACAGGGUACAUCCGAAAACGCGGAAGGGAGUUUUCCUGAUCGCCCACACAGCGUUUCCAGGGCAAGAUAGUAAAGCGAUACUGGCACCCACCCGCCUGGUCGGUACUCGAGCAAAGCAUAUUGGCACGUGGCGGCUGGAGGUUGACUCGAGUGAGAGUACUAGGAAGGAAGUGUCAGAGGACAAAUCCUACCUACGGGGCUUACCCAGCCAAGUUCAUGCUAUCGAAGGCACAAAGGCCGAACAAGACGGCAACGACACAGUCAUCUCAGUUCUGGAGUCGCUUGUUGCCGGAUCUAUCUCCCUCUAUGAAACUUCCAUUCCCAGCGCUGAGCAUGCGUCUGGGCUUGAUGUUCAUAUUACGGAGGGAGUAGACGAUGCUUUUGGAAACCUUAGCUUGGUUGAUCUCAAUUUUGUGCUUUAUCGCUGCGAAGCAGAGGAGCGAGAUUCUAGCAAUGGCCAAGACGGGGUAUACAGCAUUCCAAACUACGGCUCUCUGGUCUAUGCGGGUCUUCAGGGUUGGUGGAGUGUACUUGAGAACGUCAUCAAGUACAACGAACUGGGUCAUCCUCUUUGCGAUCACUUGCGCAAUGGCCAGUGGGCUCUGGACUACAUUGUUGGAAGGCUCGAGAAGGUUGCUAAGACAGAAGGAUAUUCUGCUCUACACAAGCCUGCAGCCUGGUUGCGAGAGAAGUUUGAGGCUGUUCGCAGUCUGCCAAGCUUCCUACUUCCCAGGUAUUUCGCCAUCAUAGUUCAAACUGCCUACAACGCAGCGUGGAAGCGCGGCAUUCAGCUCCUCGGUGGCAAUAUACAGAAAGGACAAGAGUUCAUCCAUCAGCUGGGUAUGGUGAGUGUGCAGAUGACUGGAUAUGUCAAUUCUGCAUCCUUAUGGCCGAUAAAGAGGGUGCCUAGUCUCGCAGCUGGUUUGCCGCAUUUUGCUGUUGACUGGGCAAGAUGCUGGGGUCGCGAUGUUUUCAUCUCCCUGCGCGGGCUUCUACUCUGUACCAGUCGGUUUGAGGAUGCGAGGGAGCAUAUAUUCGCAUUUGCGAGUGUCCUCAAACACGGAAUGAUUCCCAAUCUACUCAGUAGUGGAAGACUACCACGGUAUAACUCUCGUGAUUCAGUCUGGUUCUUUCUUCAAUCUAUUCAGGACUACACCGUGAUGGCACCCGAUGGAAUCAAACUCUUGGACGAGAAAGUGCCCAGAAGGUUUCUUCCUUAUGACGAUACGUGGUUCCCAUUCGACGAUCCGCGAGCUUACUCAAAGCACUCAACUAUAUCCGAAGUGAUCCAGGAAGUGUUCCAACGACACGCUCUGGGCUUAUCGUUCCGGGAAUACAAUGCAGGGCCUGACCUUGACAUACAGAUGAAGCCGGAGGGGUUCGAUAUAAAUGUCCAGGUCGACUGGGAGACGGGCCUGAUCUUUGGUGGUAGUCAGUUCAACUGUGGAACAUGGCAAGAUAAGAUGGGAGAAAGCGAGAAAGCCAAGAACAAGGGAGUCCCUGGAACGCCGCGUGACGGAGCUGCCAUUGAAAUCACAGGUCUUGUAUACAGUGCAUUGAAGUGGGUAGCGGAGCUACACGAGCGGGGACUUUAUCAGCACUCUGGGGUCGAUCUUGGGGAAGGCAAGUCAGUGACUUUCAAGUCAUGGGCGGCAAAGAUCAAGGAGAAUUUCGAGCGCUGCUACUAUGUUCCACCUAAUCCGGAUGAGGAUGCCAAUUACGUUGUUGAUCGGAAUGUGGUCAACCGGCGUGGAAUCUACAAGGAUCUUUACAAAUCAGGAAAGCCAUACGAAGAUUACCAGCUUCGUUCAAACUUCCCGAUUGCCAUGACUGUUGCACCAGAUUUGUUCACGCCUUCGAAAGCACUGUCAGCCCUGGCACUUGCCGAUGAGGUCCUGGUCGGCCCGGUCGGCAUGGCUACUCUUGAUCCUUCUGACCUCAAUUACCGACCUUACUACAACAACUCCGAGGAUUCUGAGGAUUUCACUACCUCCAAGGGUAGAAACUAUCAUCAAGGUCCGGAAUGGGUGUGGCAGCGCGGAUUCUUCCUCCGUGCGUUCCUGCACUUUGAUCUAGCUCGCAGAACAACACGCGAGGAGCGAACUGAGGCCUACCAGCAGGUUACUCGACGACUAGAAGGCUGCAAAAAGGCUUUGAGAGAGAGUCCGUGGAGAGGUCUCACGGAGCUCUCGAACAAGGACGGUGCACACUGCGCUGACUCGUCACCCACGCAAGCAUGGUCUGCUGGAUGCCUGCUUGAUUUGUACUAUGAUGCUUCACAGUACACUCAGGAUGACAUGCCAGACCAUGUCCUUGACUAUGCUCACAAACGACCGACUACCCGCAUCUGGUAUGGACCACUCAAGCUGCGCUACCGGAAUGUGGAUGCUAUCGACUAUUACGAAGAGAAGCUGCGGAGGAUCGAUGAACAGAUCCAGCUUGCACGCCAAAAGGAGUACCCACCCACUGAGAUCGCAUUCGUCACGAUGGAGUCUAUUGCCGCCUCGCAGAUGGUUGUUCAGGCCAUCCUUGAUCCGCAGCCAAUGCAGCUUCUUGCUCGGUUGGCACCAGCUCCUGCCGAUGUUGUGUGGAAGAACACCUACAUACCUCGCUCGAGACGAAUGAUGCAAUCCUGGUCCAUUACAGUUGUCAUCGGCUUCCUGACGGUUUUCUGGUCUGUGCUUUUGAUUCCUGUGGCGUACUUGCUCGAGUAUGAGACGCUUCACAAGGUGUUCCCCCAGCUCGCGGAUGCUUUGUCACGGAACCCUCUUGCCAAAUCCUUGGUUCAAACUGGUCUUCCCACUUUGGUCCUCUCCUUGUUGACGAUCGCGGUGCCGUACCUGUACAGUUGGCUGUCGCAUCAGCAGGGCAUGAUGUCUCGCGGUGAUAUUGAGUUGUCCGUCAUUUCGAAGACCUUCUUCUUCUCCUUUUUCAACCUCUUCCUUGUCUUUACAGUGUUCGGGACUGCAACAACAUUCUUCGGUUUCUGGGAGAAUCUCAGAGAUGCAUUCAAGGAUGCCACCACCAUUGCCUUCGCACUGGCCAAGACGCUGGAGAACUUCGCCCCUUUCUACAUCAAUUUCCUGUGUCUACAAGGUAUAGGUUUACUCCCAUUUCGUCUUCUGGAGUUUGGGAGCGUGGCGAUGUAUCCCAUAAACUUUCUCACAGCGAAGACACCCCGCGACUACGCCGAGCUCAACACGCCCCCUGUGUUCAGCUACGGAUACUCUAUCCCACAGACAAUUCUCAGUUUAAUCAUCUGUGUGGUUUAUAGUGUCUUCCCCAGCUCGUGGUUAAUUUGUCUUUUCGGGCUGAUUUAUUUUACCAUCGGUAAAUUCAUCUACAAGUACCAGCUUCUCUAUGCCAUGGACCACCAACAGCAUUCAACCGGGCGAGCGUGGCCCAUGAUAUGUAGUCGUGUGCUGAUGGGCUUGAUCGUCUUUCAGCUCGCGAUGAUUGGUGUCCUGGCAUUGCGCCGAGCCAUCACCCGCUCUUUACUCAUCGUUCCCCUCUUGAUGGCAACUGUGUGGUUCAGCUAUUUCUUCUCGCGUAACUACGAGCCCCUGAUGAAAUUCAUCGCGCUGAAGAGUAUCGACCGUGAACGCCCUGGUGGAGGAGAUAUCUCGCCUUCUCCAUCGUCGACUUUCUCGCCGCCAUCUGGUCUCGAGCGUGAUGCCUUCCCGAUUCGAAUUGGUGGUCAAGAACUGGGACUCAGGCUCAAGAAAUAUGUGAAUCCGAGUCUCAUUUUGCCCCUCCAUGAUGCUUGGCUUCCGGGACGCAGCACAGCCCCAGGAUACCAGGAAGACUCUGGUGUCCAGGAGACGCCAAAUGUCGCACCCGACGAGAGUGUCUAA
Messenger RNA from Aspergillus brunneoviolaceus CBS 621.78, 6177 nucleotides. Its product is annotated as putative glycogen debranching enzyme Gdb1. Gene Ontology annotation, cellular component: membrane. NCBI's taxonomy places the organism in Eukaryota, Fungi, Ascomycota, Eurotiomycetes, Eurotiales, Aspergillaceae. Gene Ontology annotation, molecular function: 4-alpha-glucanotransferase activity; amylo-alpha-1,6-glucosidase activity. The transcript has 5 exons. The record is from RefSeq and is a predicted model, not a curated record. Gene Ontology annotation, biological process: glycogen biosynthetic process; glycogen catabolic process. Bases 1 to 6177 code for a protein of 2058 amino acids.